Molecule: messenger RNA, 1179 nt
Organism: Closterium sp. Yama58-4
Lineage: Eukaryota; Viridiplantae; Streptophyta; Zygnematophyceae; Desmidiales; Closteriaceae
Source: the annotation of a GenBank genome assembly
AUGGCGAUGCAUACGCGCUCAACCGCCCCUCCGCUGGGUGCGUGCGCUGCUCUCUCCCUGCUCGCUUUUCCCGUCACCUGCACUGAGCUGUGCGGUGCUGUCCAUGCAGUGGUGCACACUUCCAUGCUGUCGCCGGUGGUGGUGGAUGGGUUUCGGGACUUUGGCAGUGAGGCGGGCACGAGGGCGCGGGCGCGGGGAGAGGGGCAGCAGGGCGGCGAGGGGGGGGCAGCACGGCAGGCGUCGCUGGCAUCGCUGUUUGAGCCGCCCUAUGACAUCCUGUUUGCUGGCUCCUUUGACCAGGCGAAGCAGCGGGCGGGGGCGGAGGGCAAGUGGCUGUUGGUGAACGUGCAGUCGACGGGGGAGUUCGCGUCACACAUGCUCAACCGGGACGUCUGGGCCGUGGAUGCGGCGGCAGCGGAGGGGGCGAAGGUGUGUGGGUACUACGGGGUGGAGGCGCUGCCCGUGGUGAUGGUGCUGCACCCCUCCACGGGCCGGCGCAAGCGCUGCUGGCAGGGCGCGCUCUCUGCUGACCAGCUGCUCGAGGACCUGAUGCCAUUCAUCGACCGUGGCCCCGUGGGGGGCGCACCUGGGGCGGGUGGGGAGGUGCGGCCGCCCAAGAAGCUGCGGGAUGUGCCCACGGGAGGGGAAGGGGAAGCGGAGGGCGCGGGGGCAGUGGGGAGCGGCGAGGAGGACGAGGAGGAACAGCUGCGCCUGGCGCUGGCCGCUUCCCUGGAGGGACACACAGAGGAAAGAGGGGAGGAUACAGAGGGACGGAGAGGCGAGGCAGAGGGGAGGGAGCAGGGUGGGGCCGUAGGGGCAGGCAGGGAUGACAUCUUGCAUGCGGCAGAAGGGGAGCAGGAGCAGCAGGGGGCGUUGGCAGGAGGGGCAGCAGAAGAGGAGGUUGAGUUACCAGAGGAGCCUGCAGUGGGCACUCCUGCCAGCUGUCGCAUUGCCAUUCGCUGCCCGGAUGGCAGUCGGCUGCAGCGUCGGUUCCUCUCCUCGCACUCUCUCCAGGUGCUGAGGGCAUGGUGUAGGCAGCAGGUGCCAGGGGCGGCAGCGGGGAGGCCCUUCCGUCUGUCACAGGCGCUGCCCGGCUCCGCUCCGCUCGACCUCUCCUCGCCCACCACCAUUGCCGAGGCCGGCCUUGCCAACUCCCUGCUCGCCCUCGCCUGGGACUGA